Molecule: messenger RNA, 3400 nt
Organism: Cynocephalus volans (Philippine flying lemur)
Lineage: Eukaryota; Metazoa; Chordata; Mammalia; Dermoptera; Cynocephalidae
Gene: SEMA3C
Product: semaphorin 3C
Exons: 18
Coding region: 375-2630 (751 amino acids)
Biological process (GO): semaphorin-plexin signaling pathway; neural crest cell migration; negative chemotaxis
Cellular component (GO): plasma membrane
Molecular function (GO): chemorepellent activity; semaphorin receptor binding
Source: RefSeq, a predicted model, not a curated record
CCAGUGAUGCGAGCCGGCUGGGAGGCGCGCCGAGGCAGCCCGAGCCGCGCGCCGCGUCGCUGUAAUCGGACACCCGAGCGCUCGCCCCCGGCGCCCGGCCACUCUCCAUUCCCUCCGAGGUGCUGGAUUGAGCGACGCGGACAAGGGCGCCGGCUGCCGCGGCUCCGCUGCGCUGAGGAUUCCUGUACAAAGAAACUCAGAGGACCGGGAGGAAAGGAUUUCACCGCCGAGACAUUCUAGAAAUUAAGGUCUGCUGGGAAAAGGGACGUGAGACACACGCGGAUUCAACCCGGUGGCAAGUUGAGGACUUUUCCUGGCUGAUUUCUUCCAAUCUCGGUAUUUCCCCCUGGAUAUUAACUUGCAAAUUUGAAGAAAUGGCAUUCCGGGCAAUUUGCAUGUUGGUUGGAGUAUUUAUUUGCUCUAUCUGUGUAAAAGGAUCUUCCCAGCCCCAAGCAAGAGUUUAUUUAACAUUUGAUGAGCUGCAAGAAACCAAGACCUCUGAACACUUCAGCCUAUCCCACCACCCUUUAGACUACAGGAUAUUAUUAAUGGAUGAAGAUCAGGACCGGAUAUAUGUGGGCAGCAAAGAUCACAUUCUUUCCUUGAAUAUUAACAACAUAAGUCAAGAACCUUUGAGCGUUUUCUGGCCAGCAUCUACAAUCAAAGUUGAAGAGUGCAAAAUGGCUGGCAAAGAUCCCACACAUGGUUGUGGGAAUUUCGUCCGUGUAAUCCAGACUUUCAAUCGCACUCAUCUGUAUGUCUGCGGGAGUGGUGCUUUCAGUCCAGUCUGUACUUAUUUGAACAGAGGAAGGAGAUCAGAAGACCAGGUUUUCAUGAUUGAUUCCAAGUGUGAAUCCGGAAAAGGACGCUGCUCUUUCAACCCCAAUGUGAACACGGUGUCUGUUAUGAUCAAUGAGGAGCUUUUCUCUGGAAUGUAUAUAGAUUUCAUGGGGACAGAUGCUGCUAUUUUUCGAAGUUUAACCAAGAGGAAUGCAGUCAGAACUGAUCAACACAAUUCCAAAUGGCUGAGUGAACCUAUGUUUGUGGAUGCACAUGUCAUCCCAGAUGGCACGGAUCCAAAUGAUGCUAAGGUGUACUUCUUCUUCAAGGAGAAACUGACUGACAACAACAGGAGCACAAAACAGAUUCAUUCCAUGAUUGCUAGAAUAUGUCCUAAUGACACUGGAGGACUGCGUAGCCUUGUCAACAAGUGGACCACCUUCUUAAAAGCGAGGCUGGUGUGCUCGGUAACAGAUGAAGAUGGCCCAGAAACACACUUUGAUGAAUUAGAGGAUGUGUUUUUGCUGGAAACCGAUAAUCCAAGGACAACACUAGUAUAUGGCAUUUUUACGACAUCAAGCUCAGUUUUUAAAGGAUCAGCAGUGUGUGUGUAUCACUUAUCUGAUAUACAGACUGUAUUUAAUGGGCCUUUUGCCCACAAAGAAGGGCCCAACCAUCAGCUGAUUUCCUAUCAGGGUAGAAUUCCAUACCCUCGCCCUGGAACUUGCCCAGGAGGAGCAUUUACACCCAAUAUGAGAACCACCAAGGAGUUCCCAGAUGAUGUUGUCACUUUUAUUCGGAACCAUCCUCUCAUGUACAAUUCCAUCUAUCCAAUCCACAGAAGGCCUUUGAUCGUCCGUAUAGGCACUGACUACAAGUACACAAAGAUAGCUGUGGAUCGAGUGAAUGCUGCUGAUGGUAGAUACCAUGUCCUGUUUCUUGGAACUGAUCAUGGUACUGUGCAAAAGGUGGUUGUGCUUCCUACUAACAGCUCUGCAAGUGGGGAGCUCAUUCUGGAGGAGUUGGAAGUCUUUAAGAAUCAUGCUCCUAUAACAACAAUGAAAAUUUCAUCCAAAAAGCAACAGUUAUAUGUGAGCUCCAAUGAGGGGGUCUCCCAAGUGUCUCUGCACCGCUGCCACAUCUAUGGUACGGCCUGUGCUGACUGCUGCCUGGCAAGGGACCCUUACUGCGCCUGGGAUGGACAUUCUUGCUCUAGGUUCUACCCAACUGGAAAGCGAAGGAGCCGGAGACAAGACGUGAGACAUGGAAAUCCACUGACUCAAUGCAGAGGAUUUAAUCUAAAAGCAUACAGAAAUGCAGCUGAAAUUGUUCAGUAUGGAGUAAAAAAUAACACCACUUUCCUUGAGUGUGCCCCCAAGUCUCCGCAGGCAUCUGUCAAGUGGUUGUUACAGAAGGACAAAGACAGGAGGAAAGAGGUCAAGCUAAAUGAACGAAUUAUAGCCACUUCACAUGGACUCCUGAUCCGCUCUGUUCAAGAUUCUGACCAAGGACUGUAUCAUUGCAUUGCAACAGAAAACAGCUUCAAGCAGACCAUAGCCAAGAUCAACUUCAAAGUUUUAGAUUCAGAAAUGGUGGCUGUUGUGACUGACAAAUGGUCCCCAUGGACCUGGGCCAGCUCUGUGAGGGCUUUACCCUUCCACCCAAAGGAUAUCAUGGGGGCAUUCAGCCACUCAGAAAUGCAAAUGAUUAAUCAAUACUGCAAAGAUACUCGACAGCAACAUCAACAGGGAGAAGAAUUACAAAAGAUGAGAGGGGACUAUGGCAAGUUAAAGGCUCUCAUCAACAACCGGAAAAGUAGAAACAGGAGGAAUCAGUUGCCAGAGUCCUAAUAUGUUUUUCCAUGGGGCUUAUGCUUCCAGUAACAAAUGCUCUGUCUUCAGUGGCUAAAUUUGAGCAAAGAAUCUUGUCCUUUACCCAUGAGAAAUUCCUGGAAAAUGGUGAUGACUCACUCCUAAAGUGAGUUUUCCAUGAACUGAAAUGAGCAUGCAUUUUCUUGUAUGAUAAUGACUAGCACUAGACACGUCAUGGUCCUUAUGGUGCUUAUAAAUAUUUAACUUAACCCAGAUUUUAUUUAUAUCUUUAUUCACCUUUUCUUUGAAAUCAAUAUGUUGGCUACAAAACUAGAAUUGUUACAUCUCCCUACUGAAUUAGGGCCAUAACCCUGUGAUACUCCUUCUCUGCUUUAGGGUUUAGAUUUCUAAUUGUCAAUGAUUUUAUAUAUGAAAAAUUCCAAAUUCAAUGUUUUCAAAUAGUAAAAGUCAUAUAAAUGCAUGUAACAGAGUGGCUAGCAAAAGAAAUGUAGACUAGACAGAAGACAGGGAAAGAGCAUCUAAAAGUUGUAUUAAAACAUAAAUGAUUCAUAAAGAGAAAAUUAUGAAUUUAUAUGCUGCCAUGAAACAUAUUAUUGUUGUUUUUUUAAGAUUGUAAAAGGUGUCAGUUGCUGAUAUCUCUCAUCAAUAUUUGUUUCCUUGUUUCACAAAGAUAAAAUGAAUAACCUACACCAUAAACAUCUUUAAUGGGAGUUCUAUCAGUGAAGCAUUUAAGUUUAUGUUCUUACGUUAUCAUCUUCCAAACAAAAGCACUUUCUUUUUUUGGAAGU